CAUUUCUUGGGCAGGACUUCCGGCGGAAAAGCGGGCUGUCUCGGACACUCAGAGCCGGGUUCCUCCCCGGUUUCUCCCGGGUUUCUCCCUGCGGCUUUUGAGACUCUUGUGAAGAUGGCUUGCGCUACCGCGCGGUCCCCGGCCGACCAGGACAGGUUUAUUUGUAUCUAUCCUGCUUAUUUAAAUAAUAAGAAGACCAUCGCAGAGGGAAGGCGAAUCCCCAUAAGUAAGGCUGUUGAAAAUCCUACAGCUACAGAGAUUCAAGAUGUAUGUUCAGCAGUUGGACUUAACGUAUUUCUUGAGAAAAAUAAAAUGUACUCUAGAGAAUGGAAUCGUGAUGUCCAAUACAGAGGCAGAGUCCGGGUCCAGCUCAAACAGGAAGAUGGCAGCCUCUGCCUUGUACAGUUCCCAUCACGUUAAGAAUGUCUGAGGGGCCAGGCGGUGCUGGCAAGAUGGCUGCACUUGAGAAGAUGACGUUUCCCAAGAAGAUGACAUUUCCAGAGAAACCAAGCCACAAAAAGUACAGGGCUGCCCUGAAGAAGGAGAAACGAAAGAAACGUCGGCAGGAACUUGCUCGACUGAGAGACUCAGGACUCUCACAGGAGGAGGAAGAGGACACUUUUAUUGAAGAACAACAACUAGAAGAAGAGAAGCUAUUGGAAAGAGAGAGGGAAAGAUUACAUGAGGAGUGGUUGCUGAGAGAGCAGAAGGCACAAGAAGAAUUCAGAAUAAAGAAGGAAAAGGAAGAGGCGGCUAAAAAAUGGCAAGAAGAACAAGAGAGAAAGUUAAAGGAACAAUGGAAAGAACAGCAGAGGAAAGAGAGAGAAGAGGAGGAGCAGAAACAACAGGAGAAGAAAGAAAAAGAGGAAGCUGUGCAGAAGAUGCUGGAUCAGGCUGAAAAUGAUUUAGAAAAUGGUACCACAUGGCAAAACCCAGAACCACCGGUGGAUUUCAGAGUAAUGGAGAAGGAUCGAGCUAAUUGUCCCUUCUACAGUAAAACAGGAGCUUGCAGAUUUGGAGACAGAUGUUCACGUAAACAUAAUUUCCCAACAUCCAGUCCUACCCUACUUAUUAAGAGCAUGUUUACAACGUUUGGAAUGGAGCAGUGCAGGAGGGAUGACUAUGACCCUGACGCAAGCCUGGAGUACAGCGAGGAAGAAACCUACCAACAGUUCCUAGAUUUCUAUGAGGAUGUGUUGCCCGAGUUCAAGAACGUGGGGAAAGUGAUUCAGUUCAAGGUCAGCUGCAAUUUGGAACCUCACCUGAGGGGCAAUGUAUAUGUUCAGUACCAGUCGGAAGAAGAAUGCCAAGCAGCCCUUUCUCUGUUUAACGGACGAUGGUAUGCAGGACGACAGCUGCAAUGUGAAUUCUGCCCAGUGACCCGGUGGAAAAUGGCGAUUUGUGGUCUAUUUGAAAUACAACAAUGUCCAAGAGGAAAACACUGCAACUUUCUUCAUGUGUUCAGAAAUCCCAACAAUGAAUUCUGGGAAGCUAAUAGAGACAUCUAUUUGUCUCCAGAUCAGACUGGCUCCUCCUUUGGCAAGAACUCCGAGAGGAGGGAGAAGAUGGGCCACCACGACCACUACUACAGCAGGCAGCGGGGAAGGAGAAACCCUAGUCCAGACCACUCCUACAAAAGAAAUGGGGAAUCCGAGAGAAAAAAGAGUAGUCAUAGGGGGAAGAAAUCUCACAAACGCACAUCAAAGAGUCGGGAGAGGCACAAUUCACCAAGCAGAGGAAGAAACAGGCACCGCAGCUGGGACCAGGGCCGCCGGAGCCAGAGCCGCAGGAGCCACCGCAGCCGGAGCCAAAGUUCCCCUAGGUGCCGAAGUCGUGGCAGGAGGAGGUCGGGUAAUAGAGACAGAACUGUUCAGAGUCCCAAAUCCAAAUAAACUAGUUUUGUUCUUAAAAAAAAAAAAAAAAAAAAAAAAGAAUGGACCAGGCCAGGUAUAGUGGCUCACACCUGUAAUCCUAGCACUUUAGGAGGCUGAGGUGGGUGGAUCACUUGAGGUCAGGAGUUUGAGGCCAGCCUGGCCAACAUGGCAAAACCCCGUUUCUACUAAAAAUACAAAAAUUAGCCAGGUGUGGUGGCAGGCGUCUGUAAUCCAAGCUACUUGGGAGGCUGAGGCAGGAGAAUCGCUUGAAUCUGGAAGGUGGAGGUUGCAGUGAGUCGACAUCAUGCCACUUCACUGCAGCCUGGGUGACAGAGCAAGACUGUGUCUCAAAAAAUAGAAUUUUUGGACUAGUGGAACCACACAGCCUGCUUUCCAUAUCAGACCAUUCAACCCAAUGCGAUUCACUGCCAUAAUCUCCAUGUUAUGAUUUUAAGCCAGGCCUCUCUUCACCUUUCCUAUUCCUUACAUUUAAAGACUCCAAAGCUUGUUUACUGAGCACAGAUCUUGGAAAACAGGAUCUUCAGACUUGGGAAAGCAUGACAGUAGAUGAUGGAAGGGUAAAGACGCAGACUAGCAUCUAGUAGUCUCACUACACAUGGAUAGUAAUGCUAUGUGCAUGAAUGUGCAAUCAUGCAAAAACUCAAAUCAGCCUUCCGCACACACACAAUGGUAGACUAAGACCUCUGUUAAAGGUCCAAGCACUCCAAGGAAGCCAGCGCCUUGAGGUACCCUCAGUAUGUGCCAAGUAGUUCCAUGUUACUCUUAGUUUUCCCAGCAACUCCGCUCUAGCAUGCCCUAGGUUUAGCCAGCAGCAGAUCUUACUGAAUUAUAAGAUGUUGCCAGAGGUUCAGAACCUUGGUUUUUUUGAGAUACGCAUUUGCAUUGACCCAAAAUGGAGAAUUAAAUGACUGUAUUUUUCACUGGCAUUAGCUUUGUUUCCUUGGCAUAGUGCCAGUGAAUUACAGCAGACCCUGCAAGACCACCUCUCUAGUUAUUUCCCUGUGGAAGCCUUUUGGUUGGUUUUGUUUUUUUGUUUUUUUUGUUUUUUUUUUUUUUUUUGAGACGGAGUCUUGCUCUGUUGCCAAGCGGGAGUGCAGUGGCGCGAUCAGCUCACUGCAACCUCCGCCUCCCAGAGUCAAGUGAUUCCCCUGCCUCAACCUCUCGAGUAGCUGGUACUACAGGCACGUGCCACCGUGCCCAGCUAAUUUUUUGUAUUUUAGUAGAGACAGGGUUUCACCAUGUUGGCCAGGAUGGUCUUGAUCUGACCUCGUGAUCUGCCCACCUUGGCCUCCCAAUGUGCUUAGGAUUAUAGGCGUGAGCCACUGCGCCCUGCUGCCUUUUGGUUUUUAAUAUCCAAAAUUCAUAUAAUGUUUUACUGUAGUUGCUUAUAUAGGAAAAGCUAUACAUCCCCAAAAUGCAAUACAACAUUAUGAUAUGCAGGAAAUGUCUUGAGUAACAUUUUUGACAGCAUAUCAGAAUCCUUGGUGGACAUUUUGAAGAAUAUGCAGAGCAUCACAGGGGAUGUGCUAUGCAUUCCUGCACACAGAGCAAUUGUUUCUUACUAUAUUAACUAUUUGGAGAGCAGCAAGUGUUUUUAGCAUCUAACAUCCUAACAUGAUAUUUGUUACUUAUAUAUAGGUAUUUUGCUGUAUUUUAUUAAUACUUAGCGAAUUCGUUGAGUUUUACAUUGACAUGUAAUACAUUAAAAUUUUUCCCACUUAAAAUAGUGGAAAAUAAGCUUCUGCAUAGAAUGUAUUCCUACAUAGAAUAUCUGAUUUUCAGAAAUGGAUUAUCAAGAGAGAGACAGAUGUCCAUAUUAAAACCAGAGCAUUAAGGUGAAGUGAAAAUGACUCAUUGGAUUAAGAAUCAGGAGAGGUGGGGCUGGACGCAGUGGCUUAACGCCUGUAAUCCUAGCACUUUAGGAGGCCGAGGCAGGUGGAUCACGAGGUCAAGAGAUCGAGACCAUCCUGGCCAACAUGGUGAAACCGUGUCUCUACUAAAAUUAGAAAAAAAAUAGCCGGGCAUUGUGGUGGGCACCUGUAGUCCCAGCCACUCAGGAGGCUGAGGCAGGAGAAUCACUGGAACCCAGGAGACGGAGGUUACAGUGAGCUGAGAUUGCGCCACUGCACUCCAGCCUGGCGACAGAGCGAGACUCUGUCUCAAAAAAAAAAAAAAAAUCAGGAGAGGUGGGGUGUGUUUUAUGACUUUAGGCAAAUCAACGUAAGAGACAGUUUUCUGCAGAGUUUUAGGAAAGUCACAAAUUAAUGUACUUGAAGAAAGUAUACAAUAGAAUAGUAGUAUUACCAAAUCCUAAAGUUCUUAUUGGGGAAAAUCUCUGAAAUAUUACCUGCCUAUGUAGAUGCCAACCCUUCAGCAAUCCAGACAAGCUUAUUAUAUUUUCUGGAUGAAUUAAGUCAAGUGUCCACAGUUUUGUACCUCUUCAAUGUGAUUACUUUGUAGGCUAGACUGCAGACUGUUAAUUGACUACUUUCUGGUACCCUCUAGCUAUUGUCUUGAGACAGUAAAAUAAUUACUGCUCUCUAGCUACAUCCUUAGCAUUUUCCAGUUCUGAAAUGAAAUCAUUUUCUUAUGUUAAAAAUAAAGUUAAUUACUGUUCAA
Gorilla gorilla gorilla (western lowland gorilla) is the source of this 4514-nucleotide messenger RNA. It is a transcript of the gene SRP19, whose product is annotated as signal recognition particle 19. The transcript is spliced from 5 exons. The coding region runs from base 115 to 420 and encodes 101 amino acids. Gene Ontology annotation, cellular component: signal recognition particle, endoplasmic reticulum targeting. Gene Ontology annotation, biological process: SRP-dependent cotranslational protein targeting to membrane, signal sequence recognition; SRP-dependent cotranslational protein targeting to membrane. The record is from RefSeq and is a predicted model, not a curated record. Gene Ontology annotation, molecular function: 7S RNA binding. NCBI's taxonomy places the organism in Eukaryota, Metazoa, Chordata, Mammalia, Primates, Hominidae.